AUGAGCAUUAGCUGUUAUUUGAAGCAGAAAAUUUUACGCAAAGUUUCCAAUUUUAGUAUCGGAGAAAUCAUAAAUAAUGAUUCAUUUUUGCAAUCCGUCGAAGGUCAACUGCAAUUUGAUUUGGCGACGAAGCUUAAAUCUGUACGACGUAUUAAUGGUAUUGAUUAUCAGUGGCCUAAAUUCAAGAAUAUUGUAACAAUUACGGGUUUUCACUCAGACGAAUGGAGUGCAGGACAAUUCAAUAGCAAUUUGGAAACUGAAAAAUUGGCUUUGAUAUGUUCCUACCAACAAUGUCAACCAAUAGCACAGAAAUGCAGUCGAGUAUUUCGACCAAUUGGUCACUGUUGCGAAAUAUGCGGUUCUAUGCUUCGUUUUCGCGCAACAAGCUUCAAUUUUAAUAAAUUCCGAAAACAAAUCGAAAAUUAUGAACAAAGAAAUCGUAUCAUCAUGGAAUACGAUUUAGAUAUUUCGAGUUUACGCAUCGAUCAUAAUGAAUCUUUGCCACAAUAUCAGCAAUUUACUAUUGAGAUUGUUGUUCUUGCACGAGAGGGUGCAAAACGUCCAUUCGAUCAGCAAAUCUACUAUGCAGUGCUGAAAGAUUUAGCCGAAUUUGUGCAAAAUAAUUUCGGAAUUUUACAUUCAAUGACAAUGACUGAAAUUGAAGAGAUUAUUUCGGUGGAUUUUUAUAGCUUUAUUAAAGACGAUCUUCUACUAACUCUCAUUUUAUUAUUUACCAUCGGCGCAUUCAGUUUUGGAGUUAUCUUGACAGUUAGACGAAAAUUUAACUUUGCCAAUUUGCGAAGAGCAGCGAAUCAGAAUUCGGUCUAUGAAGCAGUUCAUUGGAGAGUUUCAAAAACUGGAGAUGAGCUUGAGUUGCUACGUAAUGAUGAGCCAACCUUAAAUACCGUUACAAACGAUAUUCAGAAUCAUUCGAUGAAGUCUACAUUGGAGUGUAGUUCCACAUUUGAAAAUAUUGCAUUUGAUGAAGAAAUUGCAGAUGAUAUUAAUGAAAAAUAG
Molecule: messenger RNA, 1017 nt
Organism: Acanthocheilonema viteae
Lineage: Eukaryota; Metazoa; Nematoda; Chromadorea; Rhabditida; Onchocercidae
Source: the annotation of a GenBank genome assembly